Corticium candelabrum is the source of this 2361-nucleotide messenger RNA. Its product is annotated as microtubule-associated protein 10-like. Gene Ontology annotation, cellular component: mitotic spindle pole; midbody; centrosome. The transcript has a single exon. Gene Ontology annotation, biological process: mitotic spindle midzone assembly; positive regulation of cytokinesis; cytoplasmic microtubule organization. The coding region runs from base 1 to 2361 and encodes 786 amino acids. Lineage: Eukaryota; Metazoa; Porifera; Homoscleromorpha; Homosclerophorida; Plakinidae. Gene Ontology annotation, molecular function: microtubule binding. The record is from RefSeq and is a predicted model, not a curated record.
AUGCCCGCGGACGAGAAGUCAAGUUUGUUUUCUAUUGAGCUUGUUGUAGAUAGUGUAGGAUCAGUUGAAGUACCAUGCCGUCUACCAGUCGUUGCCUUCCGUCUUCUUGAUCUUCCUACAGUCGUCAUUCAUUCUGCAUCUCUUCAACAAGUCGAGUCUCUUCGACAGAAAAUGAAGUUGGGCUCAUCUCACACUCGAUUACAAUUGCUAGACAUCCAAGAUCAUCAUGGAAACUUUAUGUUUGGAAAGGGAAAAUCUUGUCUAUUUAAAAUGAAUUUCAACGUUUUGUGUCGUCACUUACACGCCACGCCCCUCUACCUUAUGCUGCUGGAUGUGUGGAGCAGUCCUGCACACUUAAUAGGCAGUACGUCGAUAAGACUAGACGCUGUGGCUGAUGAUUUAAUGAAAUAUAGAGAAGACAAUGGAGAUAGUUCACCGGGUGUAUCUGGAGGAAGAGGGAAGUUCCCAGUGUUCAAUCUGAUGGGAAGUCGGGUGGCAACUGUUGAUGUUGGUUAUCGAAUGUAUAGUUUGGGACCUGCACUAGCAACUCACUUGCAAGUAGCGAGAGAUGAGAGAGGAACAAUAUCUGAAACUGGUGAAGCUACAAGUCCAACAAGAGAACGUGGAAUGCAUGCUGUUUCGGUGCAGGUAGAUGAUAAGAUGGUUGGUUGCGCCAUACCUGCAGAUGAAGUAACUGAUGUAGAGCAAGGGAUCAAGCGGCAUUCAAGUGGGAGAACAAAUAAAUCUCAAAGACUGGAACAACUCCAUGCAAAUCAUACUACAAAUGGUAAAGUAGAAGAGCAAGUUUACAUCAUGAAUACCGUCUGUCCUCCUCCAUUGUUCUAUAACAGUGAAGCUGCUAAUGUAGCACCUCCAUCUCAACAUGAUACAGAGAGUAUUGAGAAUAGUGAUGAAGACACAAUAAAUUGUUCAGAUAGCCCAGUAGAUGAAUCACAGGUUAGUUAUGCAGAAAGUGGUAUAGAAGAAGAUCACUGGAGGAAUGUUGUUGCAUCUGAACCCAACAAUUUCCCUCUGCAAGCAACAUCAAUGCAAAGGGUUGCGCAAGAGGUGAACACUGAUUUAUUGAGUAACUCAGAAAUUGAUGAGAGGGGAAGUCAUGAUGACAGAAAUCAAGAAGAAAUAGCUCCACCUAGUGGUCACUCUCAGUUUUCUCUUCUCUUUGGUUUGCUGUAUGAAUUGUCUCAGUUGCUGGGCAACCAGGAUAUUCCUGCCAGAACUCAAAGACAAACUACUAGUCAAGCUGAAAACAGUCAAAUAAGAGGACAGACACAGUCCAAUUUGCAUGAAUUGGCUUCAGUUGUCUAUCAACAUCUGGCAAUACAACACAGGACUCAGGGACUCUCUGAGGCAAGAUCAUUAAUGAGAAAGAAAAAGACUGCAGCUGCUGUAAAUAAGCAGCCACAUUCAUUAGUGGAUACAAGGACUAAAGGAUUAUGUCCGAGAGCCUUUGCUACGUCUUCACCUCCUCAGCCUUACCGUAAUCUCUCAUACUUUGCUCGUUUUCCCAAGAAACCAAACUCAACUCCACAUGCGAGGACAGAGAUUCCUUUUUCUAAACCAAGACACAGACACUCAGAAAUGAUAACUAAACACCAAGGUGGUAGGAAAAGGGAGUCGCUUAAGUCUAAGAAGAAAUCAGAUAACAAUGUGAAGAAACUGCAGGCUAGUCAACCACAUGAAAAUACCAUGAGCAAAACAGAGAGUGAAGGUGAGCUGUCAGAGAAUAUAAGCAAAGGAUCGGGAUCAGUACACCAGAAUGCAAACAGCAUCCAGGUACAUCUGCCUGAUGUGACCUGUGAUGAUGACAUAGUAACGGAGGGACUUCCUGAUGCACAGGACAAUGAUGAAAACACAGUACAGCUUGGUGAGAAACUUGACAUUUUAUCACACACAGAACAGCAACACUUUGCUGCUUCUGCUGCCCACGAAGAAAAUCAGUUGCUUCGUGUUGAAGACUUGAAGAUUCAUUCUCUAUCACUGCUUUCAGCUAGUGAACAGUCACAACAACAACAACAACCACAACAACAAUUGGGAUCAAAGGAAAGGUCACAGGAAUCAGACGAGCAAAGUGAUGUUUACUCAGAACAGUUUGAAGACGAGUCACACAACACAUCAGUUGCAAGCUCUCAUUUCAGCCACAGUACUAGCCAAUCUAAGACAGCUAGCAGUAAAAGAAGCAGUAGAAACAGUCAACACCGAACUAACAGUUCUAGGAGCAGCAGUUCUUCCUCCAGUUCAAGCACUCGUAACUCUCGAAGUAGUAGAGAUUCGGCCAUGCCAAGGAUUGCCUCAAUGACAAAUUUAAAAGCAAUAGAAAGCAAUCUUGGGUACACAAUUUAG